AUGGUUUCGGUCCAGGACUGCCACAAGCCCUCCACGGAGGACAAGCUGCAGGGGAAGGUUAGGCACUACUAUAUUGCUGCCGAGGAACUCGUCUGGAGCUACGCGCCCUCUGGAGUAGACACUUUUACCAAGGAGAACUUAACAGCCCCUGAAAGUGAUGCAGGCGUGUUCUUUGAGCAAGGUCCCACAAGAAUUGGCGGCUCUUACAAAAAGCUAGUUUACCGUGAGUACUCGGACGCCUCCUUCGCGACUCGAAAGGUGAGAGGACCUGAAGAGGAGCACCUGGGCAUCCUGGGUCCCCUCAUCUGGGCUGAGGUAGGUGACACCAUCAAAGUCACCUUCCGUAACAAGAGUCCACACCCCCUCAGCAUUGAGCCAACGGGGGUGAGAUUCAGCAAGGACAACGAGGGCACGUACUACACCCCCCACAGCACCCUCUGGAAGGGAGGUGGGUCCCCUCACCCUGCCUCUCAUGUGGCACCCCAAGAAACCUUUACCUAUGAGUGGACCGUGCCUGAAGACGUAGGACCCACUCAUGCAGAUCCCGUGUGCCUGGCAAAGAUGUAUUACUCCGCCGUAGAUCCCACCAGAGAUAUAUUCACCGGGCUGAUUGGGCCAAUGAAAAUAUGCAAGAAAGGAAGCUUACUUGAAAAUGGGAGACAGAAAGAUGUUGACAAGGAGUUCUACUUGUUUCCCACUGUAUUUGAUGAGAAUGAGAGUUUACUCUUGGAUGACAACAUUAAGAUGUUUACAACCACACCUGAUCUGGUGAAUAAGGAAGACGAAGACUUUCAGGAAUCCAACAAGAUGCACUCCACGAAUGGAUUCAUGUACGGGAACCAGCCUGGUCUGAACAUGUGCCAGGGAGAUUCGGUGGUGUGGUACUUGUUCAGUGCCGGGAGCGAGGUCGAUGUCCACGGCAUUUACUUCUCAGGACACACCUUCCUGUCAAAGGGGGAACGGCGCGACGCCGCGAACCUCUUCCCUCACGCCAGCCUCACGCUGCUCAUGCAGCCUGACACCACAGGGACCUUUGAUGUCCUGUGCCUCACGACGGAUCACUACACAGGAGGCAUGAAGCAGAAGUACACGGUGAACCAGUGCAAGCGGCAGUCUGAGGGCUCCCCGGUGUACCAGGGCAAGAGGACCUACCAUGUCGCGGCCGUGGAGGUCGAGUGGGAUUACUCCCCGCACAGGGAGUGGGAGAAGGAGCUGCACCGCUUACAAGAGCAAAAUGUCUCAAAUGUAUUUUUAGAUAAGGAAGAGUUUUACAUAGGCUCAAAGUACAAGAAAGUUGUCUAUCGGCAAUAUACCGACAGCUCAUUCAAAGUUCCGGUGGAGAGGAAAGCAGAGGAGGAGCACCUGGGGAUUCUGGGUCCACAACUUCAUGCAAAUAUUGGAGACACAGUGAAAAUUAUCUUUAAAAACAUGGCGACGAGGCCCUACUCCAUACAUGCCCAUGGGGUGAAGACACAGAGGUCGACUGUGGUGCCAACACAACCAGGGGAAGUUCAAACGUAUGUGUGGGAAGUCCCAGAGAGAGCUGGCGGUGGACCGGAGGACGCGGCCUGCAUACCAUGGGCUUACUAUUCCACUGUGGACCGAGUUAAGGAUCUCUACAGUGGAUUAAUUGGCCCACUGAUCGUAUGUCGGAAACAUGGCACGAAAGUCUUCGAUCCCACGAGGAAACUGGAGUUCUCGCUUCUGUUUUUGGUGUUUGAUGAGAACGAAUCGUGGUACUUAGAUGACAACAUCCAAACAUACUCUGAUCACCCCGAGAAAGUAAACAAAAAUGAUGAUGGAUUCAUAGAAAGCAAUAAAAUGCAUGGCAUCAACGGGAGAAUGUUUGGGAACCUGCAUGGCCUCACCAUGCACGUGGGAGACGCGGUCAGCUGGUACCUCUUGGGGCUGGGCAAUGAGGUAGAUUUGCACACGGUGCAUUUCCACGGCCACAGCUUCCGAUACAAGCACAGGGGCAUUUACAGUUCUGAUGUCUUCGAUGUCUUCCCUGGGACGUAUCAGACCCUAGAAAUGGUUCCCCAGACACCCGGGACCUGGCUUCUCCACUGUCAUGUGACCGAUCAUAUCCACGCUGGGAUGGGAACGACCUACACCGUCCUGCCAAGUGAAGCUCUCCUUCAAAGUGCACAGCAGCCUGUCUCUGUGUAAACAUAUACACCUGCACUUCCUAAAAGCAAAAACAUCAUGUGUACAAGUACAAUGCCAUUGUCAAGAUCAGCAGAGCUGUAACAAGGAUGAAAAGACCUUUCUCAAAUUUUACCCCUCACCUUACUUGCAUUUUUGAUACAAGAAGAAAAUCCAAGGACAUGUGCUGUAUGAUAAGAUGUGUCUGAAGUCUCCCUCCCCCACAAGGGUCCCUCCUGCUUUGUGACCUUCACACUCUAAGUACCGUCAGCAACUGCACGGGACGUCCUACAUGCUGGGUCUGCCCUCAUCAUGGGGUCCGGGUUUAGUGUUUUGGCAAGACUAUCAAGAAGAGAUGUCUUUCUCCCCACCACACUGGUUUGCUGCGUGGCUGGGAAGCUUGGAGAUGGCCUCUGCCAGCCUUCUCCCUCCGGAUUAGUGCUUCAAUGAGAAUCUCAUAGGAAGGAACUCAUUUUCCAAUUAAGGCCUUACUACAACAAGGGAACUUUUUUAUUUAUUUUUGGUUGUGGGCUUGAAUUCGGGGCCUGGGAGCUGGCCUGAGCUCUUUUGCUCAAGGCUA
Messenger RNA from Dipodomys ordii (Ord's kangaroo rat), 2725 nucleotides. RefSeq names its product ceruloplasmin-like. Gene Ontology annotation, cellular component: plasma membrane. The transcript has 15 exons. NCBI's taxonomy places the organism in Eukaryota, Metazoa, Chordata, Mammalia, Rodentia, Heteromyidae. Gene Ontology annotation, biological process: iron ion transport. The record is from RefSeq and is a predicted model, not a curated record. The coding region runs from base 1 to 2169 and encodes 722 amino acids. Gene Ontology annotation, molecular function: oxidoreductase activity; copper ion binding.